GACAGUCAAUCUAGUAUCGACACAGUCGACAUUUGUGUCGACCUACCGAGCCCCCUAUUGGAAACACACGGAUGCUACACAGGCGUUCGCUAGCGACCCCGCAAUGAGGGAUUUAUAAUCAUAUUUAUGAUAAUUCCCGAUGAACCAUCAUGGUGUUGUGAAACUUAGCGUUACAAACGCCUUUUAACCGACGACAUGGCCGCGACACGUUAGCUCACAAAGGGCUGCAGCUAGCGUGCUAACGUUAGCCACCGUGCUAGCAUCGAUCAAAGCAGAUCUUUGACACAAAACAAAACAAACACAAAAAAAAGUGUCCGGUAGGAGUUUUUGUUUGGUUUUGUUUAGGUUUGCUGCGUCAAAAGGAGCACAAUGGAGGAGAUCAAGACAGAACCUGUGGAUUUUGUGAGGGAAUUCCAAGAAUACCUGACCCAGCAGACCCAGCAUGUCAACAUGAUCUCAGGGUCCAUCUGUGAGGAGAAGGAUCCAGUUGGUCCGAGGAGCGAGCAGAACGGCGUGGACCCAGCAUCCGUGGAGGUGAGCCUGCCCCUGGAGGAGGGGUCCGAGGUGCAGAUGGACGGUCUGGAGAGGACGUGUGACGGGAAGUACAAGUGCAGCUUCUGCAGCUAUGCCAACAAAGGCAUGGCUCGUCUGAUUGAGCACAUCCGCAUCCAUACAGGAGAAAAGCCUCACCGCUGCCAGCUGUGCCCGUUUGCCUCGGCGUACGAGCGCCACCUGGAGGCCCACAUGCGCUCGCACACCGGCGAGAAGCCGUACAAGUGCGACCUGUGCGCUUUCCGCUGCAGCGACCGCAGCAACCUGUCGCAUCACCGCCGCCGGCGCCACAAGCUGGUGCCCGCUCGGGUGGCGCGCCCGCCCUUCGCCAGCAAACGAGGUCUGGCCACACUCCAGAAGAGGACCGGCUCGCUGGGUUUCGGCCGGCGCCUGCUCAUCAACUUCAGCCCGCCGCCCGUGCCCGUGCCCAAGCUGGACUACGCCGACGAGCUGCCGCACCAGCAUCACCACCACAUGCCAACCGGCGAGCCCAGGAACCCCCCCCGGGUGUUCCAGAACGACUUCAACAGAGGCGCUAACGGCCUGUCGUUCGACAACCCGCUGGAGCAGCUGGCGUCGCUCCAGCCGCUCGACCCCGAGGCCUCUCAAGUAUCGCCCGGCACGGAUGAGAAGCCCAUCGUGAUACAGGAGGUGACGGGGGCGCGGGCCGCGCCGUGCCACAACGGCGUCCAGACUCGAACGCCCAAAACGGAACACCCCGCCUCAGACCGCAGGAGCCCCGCGUCGGCGCACGGCUUGGACGCGAACGACGCCGCCUUGUGUGUCAGCAACAGCCGGCCCGGCACGCCGCUCACCGCCACGCCGCUCACCGAGGACCCGCAGAGGUGCCCGCACUGUGACAUCCAAUUCCCCGACAACGUCCUGCACACCAUCCACAUGGGCUGCCACGUCUACGAGCACCCCUUCCGCUGCAACAUCUGCGGGCACACGUGCACGGACAAGUACGACUUUGCCUGCCAUUUCGCUCAAGGACAACACAAGAAGUGACUUUUUAAAUAUUCAAACGUUUUGUUGCUUCAGCCCACGUCUGUCUGGAGAGUUUAAAAAAAAAAAAAAAGGUAGCUACUGUAUAUCUGCAAACAGACGCCUGGUGCUCUCUGCAGUUGAGUACAGCGGAACCUCGUUUUACGAACCUAUUUGGUUCUUGAAUAGUGUUCUUAAAUCAAAAAGUAUGUGUAGUGAAGCAAAUUUGUCCAUAAGAAACAAUGUAAAUAUGAAUAAUGGGUGGACAAAAGUCCAUAUUUUAGUGCAGGUUUGUACACUUUGAGCACAAUAAUAGGUGAUAUACAGUAAUAAUAGGUGAUAUACAAUACUGUAUAUCAUAACAAGGAGGUGAUAAAUCACUAUCUAAAAAAACGACAAGUUCAACUGUCCUGUAUGCACUGCACUGCCAACACACACAAGUUCCAUUGGUGCCCUCACAAACGAUCAGAAAGCACACAAAUCCUUAACUUUUAACAACCAUAUUGCUACAAUAAUAACAUAAAAAAAAUCCACUUACAGCACAUUGCAUACUUAAAUAAUAAUGCUCAUUGUGAUUAACAUCAGCAAAGAUGGCAGGCACAAGACAGUAAAACAACGUUGACAACUUGCUGAAUUAGGUCCUGACGUUGAGCAACUCAAACCUAACGUUGGAACAACAUGCUUUUUGACAACGUUUAAUCAAUGUUGGGUUCCGAGUUCUGGCGUUGAUUUGGCCGUUGAAUUUUGGUCGUUUCCCACCCAAUAUUUCACAACACAAAUACAACGUUGAAACAACAUGCUCUUUGACGACGUUUAUUCAAUGUCAGGUUGUGACGUUGAUUUGACCAUUGAAAUGUAGUCAUUUAUAAACCAAUAUUUUACAACACAAAUACAACGUUGAAACAACAUGCUCUUUGACAACGUUUAAUCAAUGUCAGGUUGUGACGUUGAUUUGGCCAUUGAAUUUUGGUCGUUUCCCACCCAAUAUUUUACAACACAAAUACAACGUUGAAACAACAUGCUUUUUCAUGUCAUUUAUUCAAUGUCAGGUUGUGACGUUGAUUUGACCAUUGAAAUUUAGUCAUUUUCAAACCAAUAUUUUACAACACAAAUACAACGUUGAAACAAAAUGCUUUUUGACAACGUUUAAUCAAUGUUGGGUACUGAGUUCUGACGUUGAUUUGAUCAUUGAAUUUUGGUCAUUUCCCACCCAAUAUUUUACAACACAAAUACAACGUUGAAACAACAUGCUUUUUCAUGUCAUUUAUUCAAUGUCAGGUUGUGACGUUGAUUUGACCAUUGAAAUUUAGUCAUUUUUAAACCAAUCUUUUACAACACAAAUACGUUGAAACAACAUGCUUUUUGACGUCAUUUAUUCAAUGUCAGGUUAUGACGUUGAUUUGACUGUUGAAUUUUGGUCAUUUCUAAACCAAUAUUUCACAACACAAAUACAACGUUGAAACAACAUGCUUUUUGACAACGUUUAAUCAAUGUUGGGUUCUGAUUCUGACGUUGAUUUGACCAUUGAAAUUUAGUCAUUUUUAAACCAAUCUUUUACAACACAAAUAAGUUGAAACAACAUGCUUUUUGACGUCAUUUAUUCAAUGUCAGGUUAUGACGUUGAUUUGACCAUUGAAAUUUGGUCAUUUCUAAACGAAUAUUUUACAACACAAAUUCAACGUUGAAACAACAUGCUCUUUGUGUUGAUUUGACCAUUGAAAUUUGGUCAUUUCCCACCCAAUAUUUUACAACACAAAUACAACAUUGAAACAACAUGCUUUUUGACGUCAUUUAUUCAAUGUCAGAUUGUGACGUUGAUUUGACCAUUGAAUUUUGGUAAUUUCUCACCCAAUAUUUUACAACACAAAUACAACGUUGAAACAAAAUGCUUUUUGACAACGUUUAAUCAAUGUUGGGUUCUGAGUUCUGGCAUUGAUUUGACCAUUGAAAUUUGGUCAUUUUUGAACCAACAUGCUCUUUGACGACGUUUAUUCAAUGUCAGGUUGUGACGUUGAUUUGACCAUUGAAAUUUAGUCAUUUAUAAACCAAUAUUUUCCAACACAAAUUCAACGUUGAAACAACAUGCUUUUUGUCAAUGUUUAAUCAAUGUUGGGUACUGAGUUCUGACGUUGAUUUGACCAUUGAAAUUUGGUGAUUUCUAAACCAAUAUUUUCCAACACAAAUUCAACGUUGAAACAACAUGCUUUUUGUCAAUGUUUAAUCAAUGUUGGGUUCCGAGUUUUGGCGUUGAUUUGGCCAUUGAAUUUUGGUCGUUUCGCACCCAAUAUUUCACAACACAAAUACAACGUUGAAACAACAUGCUUUUUGACGAUGUCUAAUCAAUGUUGGGUUCUGAGUUCUGACGUUGAUUUGACCAUUGAAAUUUGGUCAUUUCCCACCCAAUAUUUUACAACACAAAUACAACGUUGAAACAAAAUGCUUUUUGACGUCAUUUAUUCAAUGUCAGGUUGUGACGUUGAUUUGACCAUUGAAAUUUGGUCAUUUUUAAACCAAUAUUUUACAACACAAAUACAACGUUGAAACAACAUGCUUUUUGACGACGUUUAGUCAAUGUCAGGUUGUGACGUUGAUUUGACCAUUGAAAUUUAUCCAUCCAUCCAUUUUGUACCGCUUAUUCCCUGUAUAAACCAAUAUUUUACAACACAAAUACAACGUUGAAACAACAUGCUUUUUGACGACGUUUACUCAAUGUCAGGUUGUGACAUUAAUUUGACCAUUGAAAUUUGGUCAUUUCUAAACCAAUAUUUUACAACACAAAUCAACGUUGAAACAACAUGCUUUUUGUCAACGUUUAAUCAAUGUUGGGUUCUGAGUUCUGGCUUUGAUUUGAUCAUUGAAAUUUGGUCAUUUUCCCACCCAAUCUUUUACAACACAAAUACAACGUUGAAACAACAUGCUUUUUGACAAUGUUUAAUCAAUGUUGGGUACUGAUUCUGACGUUGAUUUGACCAUUGAAUUUUGGUCAUUUCCCACCCAAUAUUUUACAACACAAAUACAACGUUGAAACAAAAUGCUUUUUGACAACGUUUAAUCAAUGUUGGGUUGUGACGUUGAUUUGACCAUUGAAAUUUGGUCAUUUCCAAACCAAUAUUUUACAACACAAAUAAAACGUUGAAACAUUAUGCUUUUUGACGUCAUUUAUUCAAUGUCAGGUUGUGACGUUGAUUUGACCAACAACGUGGAUCCAACGUUAGACAUCAACGUUGUCUCAGUUUACAAAUACAACUAAUUUUGCAACAUUGUUUAGAAGUCCGUUUUAAAAAACAAAUAUGUAUAAUCAACGUUGUAUCAAUGUCUUGUGCCUGCUGGGAGGGAGCUGAACAACAGGUAGUCUGCGUUCGCAUCUUUUUUCCAAAAAAGUCAGUUUACAUUACAAUUAAAAACUUGCUGUAACACAAAAAUGGUUUCCUCAAUCUCUUCAAUACGAGCAAGCAGAAAACGGCUGCCAAAAUGAACGUGUUCGUACACAGACACAUGGUUCGCACACAGAGGCAUGUUUGGCGCGAUCUUAAAAGUUCACAAACCGAAAAGUUCGUACAUAGAGGGGUCUGUAAAUCGAGGUUCCACUGUAUCUUAACACUUUGAGGAAAUAGUCUUUCUAAGGUGUGACCUACAGUUUACAUGCCACUGUAAGUUCUACUCAAAGCUACGCGCUUUCGAUUUCUCCUGGGUGAGCCUGAUUGAAUGCAGCUAGUAGUUUCUCCUUGCCAGCAUACCAGACUUAUUGAGGAGUGGUGUCCUGAUCCCAUAUUGAUAUCAGUCCGAUACAAGCGUGUUGACUUGUGCAAAUAUGGACAGCCAGUUGACAUCUAAAUGUCCUCCAACGAGCACACAGGGUUGGACUUAUCCUUCUAUUUUAGUCAAGAGGUAAACAUGUUAGGCUAUAGGCCAGGGGUCACCAACCUUUUUGAAACCAAGAGCUACUUCUUGGGUAGUGAUUAAUGCGAAGGGCUACCAGUUUGAUACACACUUAAAUAAAUUGCCAGAAAUAGCCAAUUUGCUCAAUUUACCUUUAACUCUAUGUUAUUAUUAAUAAUUAAUGAUAUUUACACUUAAUUGAACGGUUUAAAAGAGGAGAAAACACGAAAAAAAAUGACAAUUAAAUUUUGAAACAUAGUUUAUCUUCAAUUUCGACUCUUUAAAAUUCAACCGAAAAAAAGAGGAGAAAAACUAGCUAAUUCGAAUCUUUUUGAAAAAAUUAAAAAAAGAAUUUAUGGAACAUCAUUAGUCAUUUUUCCUGAUUAAGAUUAAUUUUAGAAUUUUGAUGCCAUGUUUUAAAUAGGUUAAAAUCCAAUCUGCACUUUGUUAGAAUAUAUAACAAAU
This is a messenger RNA of Entelurus aequoreus (snake pipefish), 5880 nucleotides long. RefSeq names its product zinc finger protein Pegasus-like. Gene Ontology annotation, molecular function: RNA polymerase II cis-regulatory region sequence-specific DNA binding; DNA-binding transcription factor activity, RNA polymerase II-specific. NCBI's taxonomy places the organism in Eukaryota, Metazoa, Chordata, Actinopteri, Syngnathiformes, Syngnathidae. The record is from RefSeq and is a predicted model, not a curated record. Gene Ontology annotation, biological process: regulation of DNA-templated transcription. The coding region runs from base 370 to 1560 and encodes 396 amino acids. The transcript is spliced from 3 exons.